GUCCUAAUAAACAGUACAGUGCUAUAUUUUUGACAUAGUAUUCAGUAACAUAGCAUGCGGUUAUAGCGAUAGACCGUGGCCGAAUCCCAAAUACAGCUUUCAUGGACUUGUAGUGCACUAGAUAGGGUUAAGAGUCUGUUUACUCCCUACGCUGCAGAGUGCACAGUGUGUAGUGGAGUAGGGCGGUAUUUGUGAUUCCGCCCUUGUCUCUGAUUGAACUGCUAAGUUUCGCUAGCGCCGAACCGAGCCGCGCUCUUUACAUCUCCGGUGUUAUAAAUGGCUCGUUUAAAACUCUUCUUGUGACGGAAUAUCUUAUUUCUACGCUCCACUUGAUUCGUGUUGAUGUCUUUAAACCCGACAGCUGCAAAUUUGAACGUUUUUAAUUCUCCCCAGAUCUUCUGGGUCCUGAUGUGGCCACGCGGAGGUUUAGUGCAGCGGACAAGCUGAAGAGCUCUGGCUACUGGACCCGAGACCCACACACACUUGCGCACAGAGAGACACAGACUGACGUGCAUAGAUUUCACCGGAGCCUCAUAGCCACCCUGUUGCCAUGUCGACCUCAUCACUAAGGCGGCAAGUGAAGAAUAUCGUUCACAAUUACUCUGAAGCCGAGAUUAAGGUCAGGGAAGCGACUUCCAAUGACCCAUGGGGUCCGUCCAGUUCUCUGAUGUCAGAGAUUGCCGAUCUGACAUAUAACGUCGUGGCCUUCUCAGAAAUCAUGAGCAUGGUGUGGAAGAGACUCAACGAUCAUGGGAAGAACUGGAGGCAUGUGUAUAAGGCUAUGACUCUUAUGGAGUAUCUGAUUAAGACGGGUUCAGAAAGAGUGGCGCAGCAAUGCAGGGAAAACAUCUACGCUGUCCAGACACUCAAAGACUUCCAGUACAUCGACAGAGACGGAAAAGACCAGGGUGUAAAUGUAAGAGAGAAAGCCAAGCAGCUGGUGAUUCUUUUGAAAGAUGAGGAAAGGCUGCGGGAGGAGAGGAUCCACGCACUCAAGACCAAAGAGAAGAUGGCACAGACCUCAAGUGCGUCUUCGGCUCCCUCGGCUCCUACUUUAGGACUGCACCCGGGUCCGGAUUCAGAACAGGCGUGGCCACAGAGCUCAGGGGAGGAGGACCUCCAGCUGCAGCUGGCACUGGCCAUGAGCAAGGAGGAGGCAGAGCAGUCAGAGAUCCUAAUGAAUACCCAGACUAGUGCUGACCCUCUGGAGGAUGCAGAACUCCGCUACGCACUCACGAUCAGCAAGGAGGUUCACCAAGAGGAGGAGCGUCUGCGCAGGGGGGAUGAUCUAAGGCUGCAGAUGGCCAUCGAGGAAAGCAAGAGGGAGAAAACCAAACCAGAGGAGUCCUCUCUGAUGGAGCUGAGUGCUGUAGAUCCGUGGGGAGCACCAGCAGCUCCAGGAUCCUCUGGCCCAUCUCCUCCUCCGUCUGUGACUCCUGCCCCUUCAACAGGACCCUGGGGCCAUAGUGACCCCUGGGGCGCGGCGUCUCCUGCUUCUCCUCCUGGUACUGACCCGUGGGGGGGGAGGCCACCUUCAGUGGCCCCUGCUCCAGACCCAUGGGGGGAAUCUUCAGCAGUGAAUUCUGACCCCUGGGCAUCUACAGCCGUCACCCCUCCUAGUAGAGACCCCUGGGCUCCAUCAGUGCCUGCAGCCCCAACCUCACUCUCAGGGUCGUCUGAUCCCUGGUCUGGGGAAGGGGUUGCCCCUGCAAUUGAUGCUCUGACUUCUGACCCCUGGAGUGGUCCCACUAAACACACAAAUGGCACAGGAGAUCCAGACAGGAGAGGCUCCUCAGUAACAGGUAGUGAUGCAGGCGGUGGAGGAAGCACAGGCUCUCCGGUGCCAUUUGACCUCUCGUCACUCGGCUCCUCGCUACCGGUUCGGAAAACGCCAGAGUCGUUCCUGGGGCCCAACGCAUCACUGGUGGAUCUGGACUCCCUCGUAUCAUCCAAACCCAAACCCAGACAGACUCCUCCAACCAUGACUUCAUCUCACAACCCUUUUCUUCAGUCACAGAGCCCCUCACCUGGGCCGGGUGUGGCAGUCACUCCUGGCAGCACCAUUUCCAGCCGGGGGGUGUCACCAACACCGGCUUCAUCUUCAAACCCUUUUGGUGUGACCCCAAUGGCUUCCAUUUCCCCUCAGCCUUCCUCGCUUGGUCUAAGCCAAUUACGUACCAGUCCUGUCCCUCCUAACCCUAUGCUGAGCCAAAUGCCUACAAUGGGAAUGGUUCAGCCAGGGAUGAGCGUGCCAGGAAUGGGGGUCCCUAUGGUGGCCCCUGGCAUGAGCAUGGGAAUGGUACAGUCCAGUCCGAUGGGAAUGCCGUUCAGUGGAAUCUCUCCCAUGGGCCCUGUAGGAAACUCUGUGCUGAUGGGCUCAGGGGGAGUCACUCAACCAGCGCUGGUUUUGGGUGGUCCAUCGGGAGUAGGCGGGGUUAUGGGUGCCGGAGGAUCUGUGACAGGGGGUGGGGCUACAGGUGCAAGCACCAAUCCGUUUCUUCUCUGAGAAAUUUCACAGCUCCCCUUCUUACCUUUCCACUUGAAGAACUUGCCCCAUCAACAGUGUGCAACAUGAGAAAAUGUGUGUACAUCAUUAUAUUUAAAGCAUUUCAGAUUACACUUUA
Molecule: messenger RNA, 2624 nt
Organism: Tachysurus fulvidraco (yellow catfish)
Lineage: Eukaryota; Metazoa; Chordata; Actinopteri; Siluriformes; Bagridae
Gene: epn1a
Product: epsin 1a
Exons: 14
Coding region: 551-2506 (651 amino acids)
Biological process (GO): endocytosis
Cellular component (GO): clathrin vesicle coat; endosome; plasma membrane
Molecular function (GO): phospholipid binding; clathrin binding
Source: RefSeq, a predicted model, not a curated record